Molecule: messenger RNA, 2262 nt
Organism: Uloborus diversus
Lineage: Eukaryota; Metazoa; Arthropoda; Arachnida; Araneae; Uloboridae
Exons: 1
Coding region: 1-2262 (753 amino acids)
Source: RefSeq, a predicted model, not a curated record
AUGGCUCCUCCUAGGAAAAAACAGUGCCUCAGGAACCGUAAUCGGUCAAAACGACAGCAAAUGCAACUAGAACGGCAAACAGAAACUGCUGAAGAUCGACUACAAAGACUGGAACAGGUAAGAUUUUCAACGUCUGCGGCGAGACACAGAGAAACAAAUGAAGAAACAAUACAAAGACGGGAGCAGAACAGACUUUCAAUGGCUACUGCAACAGAAACAGAAACUGAUGAAGAAACAAUACAUAGACGGGAGCAGAACAGACUUUCAAUGGCUACUGCAAGAGAAACAGAAACUGAUGAAGAAACAAUACAAAGACGGGAGCAAAACAGACUCUCAAUGGCUGUAGCAAGGGAUACAGAAACUGAUGAAGAUGCAUUACGAAGGCGAACACAGAACAGACUGUCAAUAGCUUUAUCAAAAGAAACAGAAACUCAGGAAGAUACAUUACGAAGGCGACAACAGAACAUACUGUCAAUAGCUUUAUCAAGAGAAACAGAAACUGAGGAAGAUACAUUACGAAGGCGACAGCAGAACAGACAGUCAAUGGCUCUAUCAAGAGACACAGAAACUAAUGAAGAUGCAUCGCAGAGACGAGAGCAGAAUAGACUUUCAAUGGCUGCAGCAAGAGAAAGAGAAACAGAUAAUGAUAGACUACCAAGACUCUAUCAGGCAAGGCUUGAAGUGUCUACAAGAAGGUUACAAGUAUGGAGAAAUAAAGAAAAUGCAGCGUUUGGGUACUCUGCAAGUGUCGAUUAUGUCUCGGAUUCUUGGUGUAAUAUUGGGGGGAUGACAAUACAUUGUGAGCACUGUAAUGCUCUGAAAUGGAAAGAUGAAGCACGAGGCAUGUGUUGUGCGGCAGGCAAAGUGAUGUUGCCUUCAUUAGAUGAACCACCCAGAGAAUUGCGAUACCUCCUAGCAUAUCAACAUCAGGAUGCCAAGGAUUUCCAGAAGCAUAUCCGAAAGUACAAUGCCUGUUUCGCCAUGACAUCUUUCGGAGCAACUAAAGAAAUAAGAGAACACGGAUUUAUGCCCACUUUCAAAAUACAAGGUCAAGUAUACCAUCGAAUAGGAAGCUUAUAUCCAGCAAAAAAUGAACAAGAAAAAUUCCUUCAAGUCUACUUCAUUAGUGACUAUCAACAGCAUGCUGAACGAAGAUGCACAAAUAUUUCGGAUGUCAAACAAGAUAUUGUUCUGCGUUUACAAGGGAUGCUACAGAGAGAAAAUAAUUAUGUCCGGAAUUUCAAAACUGCUAUGGAAAAUAUUACCCCUGAAGCCAAAUUGGUCAUUUCGGCUGACAGAGUUCCGACCGGAGAACAUCAGAGAAGAUUCAAUGAACCGAGUACUUCAGAAGUUGCAAUUCUCAUCACUGGAGAGACACAUGCAAAGAGAGACAUCGUCUUAAAUCUUAGGGAUAGUACCAUUCAGAAGAUAAACGAAAUACAUCGGUCCUAUGAUGCCCUGCAGUAUCCAUUACUAUUCUGGAAAGGAGAUGAUGGAUAUCACUUCGAACUGAAGCAAAUCAAUCCUCAAACUGGACACCUUAUGACCAAAAAGAUUUCGGCAGUGGAUUUUUAUGCAUAUAGGAUUAUGUUUCGUCCUAAUGAAUUCAACAUUAUUUUGAGAGGGAAAGAGUUGUUUCAUCAAUAUUUAGUUGACAUGUACGCAAAGAUUGAAGCAGAAAGGCUUAGGUACAUCGAACUCAACCAACGCAAACUGAGGGUUGACGAAUAUGUUCAUCUGGGGGAUGCCCUUAGGAAUGAUGGGAACGUUGAAGACAUCGGAAAGCUCACUAUUUUGCCGUCAAGUUUCACGGGAGGGCCGCGAUAUAUGCAUGAAAGGACUCAGGAUGCAAUGACUUAUGUGCGAAGCUAUGGAAGACCAGACCUUUUCAUCACUUUCACCUGUAACCCCACUUGGAACGAAAUAAAAGAAGAACUAUUACCUGGCCAGAAACCUCAAGAUCGACACGAUCUGUUAGCAAGAGUAUUCCAUAUGAAGCAGAAGAUGUUGAUGAAUCUCAUCUCCAAAGGUAACAUAUUUGGAUCAGUACAAUGUUUCAUGUACACCAUCGAAUGGCAGAAACGUGGGCUGCCUCAUGCACAUAUUUUGGUUUGGCUGAGAGACAAGAUUCACGCUCAGCGUGUUGACGAAUUCAUCUCUGCCGAAUUCCCUAAUCCUCAAGAAGAUCCAGGUCUUUUCAACUGCAUCAGAACACAAAUGGUUCACGGGCCUUGUGGAAUCAUCAAUCCAAAUUCACCAUGA